Nyctereutes procyonoides (raccoon dog) is the source of this 4602-nucleotide messenger RNA. RefSeq names its product artemin (gene ARTN). Gene Ontology annotation, molecular function: growth factor activity; glial cell-derived neurotrophic factor receptor binding; receptor tyrosine kinase binding. The record is from RefSeq and is a predicted model, not a curated record. NCBI's taxonomy places the organism in Eukaryota, Metazoa, Chordata, Mammalia, Carnivora, Canidae. The transcript has 5 exons. The coding region runs from base 545 to 1195 and encodes 216 amino acids.
CUGAAAGGUGGGGUUGGGCGGGGGCGCUGCGGGCCCCACCCCGGGAUCCGGUGACGCCGGGGCUGGAAUUUGACACCGGAUGGCGGCGGGCAGGAGGCUGCCGAGAGAUGGAGUUGAGCCCGGCCCCCAGACACGGCCCACGGGCUCUGCCAGCAGCAGGUCCCUCGGGCGCCAGCCCUACUGUGUCCCGGACCCAGAGCCCUGCACUGCGGGCGCACACCGGCUGCCAAGGCCACACUCUUGGCUAAGAGACGCGCUGCCAGGGGCAGAGCCCUGGGCAUGAGCCUGUUCAGCUGCGGAGGAAAGGCCAGCACUGGUCCCAGGAAAGGUGCCUAGAAGAACACGGAGGAGGACCCUCCCGCGCUACUUCUCCUCCUGGCUUGAGUCCAGCUGUCCGAGCCCCUUGGACCUCGUCUGGAGACACCGAAGUGGAGGGAUGACCUGCCCAAAGGAUAACUCCUCUCUCAAUGUUCCAAGUUGCCUCGAGAGGAGGGGCGGCGACCAGGUCAGCCGCGGCUGAUGGGAGCUCCGGGUCCUGACAGAGAUGGAGUCCGGAUGUGGAAGCCCUUCCGUGCUGCCCCCCUGGCCGCAGCCUAGGCGGCAGCCCGCCCUGUGGCCCGCCCUGGCCGCCCUGGCCCUGCUCAGCAGCGUCGCCGAGGCCUCCCUGGGCCCCGCGCCCCGCAGUCCCGCCCCGCGCCUCGGCCCGGCUCCGGCCCCGGCGCCCCCUACGGGCCACCUGCCGGGGGGCCGCGCGGCGCGCACGUGCGGCGGAAGAGCCCGGCGGCCGCCGCCCCCGCCCCGGGCCGCGCCCGCGCCGCCCGCGCCCUCGCCCGCGCCCUCCCGCGGGGGCCGUGCGGCGCGGGCGGGGGGCCGGGGGGGCCGCGCGGGGGCGCGGGGCUGCCGCCUGCGCUCGCAGCUGGUGCCGGUGCGCGCGCUCGGCCUGGGCCACAGCUCCGACGAGCUGGUGCGCUUCCGCUUCUGCAGCGGCUCGUGCCGCCGCGCGCGCUCCGCGCACGACCUGAGCCUGGCCAGCCUGCUGGGCGCCGGGGCGCUGCGGCCGCCCCCGGGCUCGCGGCCCGCCAGCCAGCCGUGCUGCCGCCCCACGCGCUACGAGGCCGUCUCCUUCAUGGACGUCAACAGCACCUGGAGGACCGUGGACCGCCUGUCGGCCACCGCCUGCGGCUGCCUGGGCUGAGGCCUCGCCCCGGGGCCCGGCGGACUGCACCCUCGGCCGCGGGGCCCCCUCGGAGCCGGCGGGUGAGUGAUGCCAGCAGCCCCGAGAGGCGGAGGGCCCACGGACCCGCGCCCCCAGGGUGCCCGCCCCGCAGACACGGACACGUCGGCUCUGGAGCCCGCAGGACCCGCUGCGCACGGACUGGCACGGACCAGGCCCCACGGACCAGGCCCCGGAGCCAGCCCCGCCCCCAACCCUGCAGUCGCCCAGCGCCCCCCCCCCCCUGCAGUGGCCGGGCCGCCAAGCCUUGACCAGGCCUGGGGGGCGCGGACCGGAGGAGGAGGCGCGGUUGCAUUGCGCGCACUGGCCUAUACCCACUGGCGGGAGCUGGACCCCUAUUUAUUACUCUUAAGUUAUUUAUUUACUUCCGUGCUGUGUCGGAUCCUUUCCCGGGCAGUGGGGCUGACUGCGUCAAAGCCGCUGAUGGCCGUGGAGAGUCAGGAAUCGGGCCUGGCCCGGAUUUUCCAUUGCUCGCCUCCAUCCUGCAGUUCUGGGACAUGGGGCACGGAACACAGGCAGAGCGGGUGGCACAGGUGUGUUCUCUGACCCAACAGGCCAGCUCUCACAUGCACGCACAGUCCCCAGUGCUCGGGACCUGAAGUUACAAGAAAACCCUACCCUUGGGACAGACCCCAGGCUUUCUGGGGGCCUCGAUGUUUAAUGACACAGUGAACCACACCUUGCCCCAUCCCACUGUCACUAAUCUGUGUCCUACCCUCCAGGGCACCCUGACAUGCGCAUACACUGCCUCUGCUUGUAGACAAUCCAGCAUGGGGGGCGCUCACUACCCACGUUCCAUGAAGCAGCCCAGGGUAAAAGAGCUGCAGAAAAGGCUGGGGCUGGGGAAGAAGGAGGCUGGUUUCUGGAGGAACGAAGCAGAGAGCGUCAAGGCAAUAGAAAGGCAGGAAAGGACUGAGAGACCCCAAGAGGGAUCUGCAAUUUUGAGUGAUGAACAAGGAUAUUUAUUCAUUCAACAAACAGUGAUUAGUUACCUAUAUGUCAGACACUAGGGAGACCCCAGAGAUACAGAAGUGAAAGGGACAUGAUCCCUGCCCUGAAGCUUAAGUCAGGACAAAUUCAAUUUGACAAACCGUAUGAAAAAGGACAAGAAGCAAAGAGGUAUACACAUUCAUCUGGAAGGAAGAAGGGGUUAGUGCUGACCCUGGCCUUCACAGUGUCCCCAAGUCAUCUCUCAAAAGUCCAUACAACCCCUCUGAGCUUUCCUGCAUGUCCUGUGAAAUCCUGUUUCCUGGGUCCUACGAAUUUGUCCAAUAUGAUGAUGUUCUUUGGAAAGAAGAUGAGGGCAUGCGUUUGGAAAGGAUGCCAACUCAGAGGAACCACCAGGCAUAUAGAGGGGUUGUCGGUGGCCUUUCACUGGCCUGAAGCUGAGGAGGGAGGUCUGGGCUGGAGACUGUGCUGGCAGCUGUGAGCACAAGGGCAGUAGCUGCGGCCGAGGUGCGUGGGAGCACCAUGGGAGUGAGCCGGCUGAGGCUGGGACCCCUCAGCCAUCUGCCACUGCUAACCAAAAUUCCUUGCAAACUGUCUAAGUGCCUGCCUGCUUUGGCACAGGUGCCCCCGUCACCCAGGACAGGGCGAGGAGCAGGCAAAAGUGAGGGCUGUGUGCAUUCUGGGUCAAGGAGAAACCAGUCUGGGCUUCCAGUCUUCUGUGCUCACUGCCCCAGUUCUAGAUGCUCCCAAAACUCUGGUGCUCACACCACCUUCAAACCCUCCUUUGGUCCCUCUCUCUGCCUCCAAACUGAUUCAGGAUCCUCAGUCUCCUGCCCUCCCACUCCCACCCGGAAGAUAAUGGCACCAGUGCCAUACAGUUUGCAGAUGCCUCGUGGAGGCCUGGGCCCUGGCCCCGGUUGAGGAUGGAGGGGGCAUCCUGUUGAGCAGGGUCAUUGGGCCCAGAGAGCCCCUGCUGGAAAGACUUGAAAGCCUAGCCUAGCCCCCAAGCCCUCCAAGGAGGCUGACUGAGGCCACCUCUGACAAUGCUCACAGCAAGAGAGCCAGGUCAGACCCCAAGCCAAUGGUGCUGGUUCUCAACUGUCCCCAGACUGCCAGUCCUGAAGCCAGUAGGGUCCCUCCAACUGCAUUCUGGGCCCCAGAGAGAUUGUGCCCAACAUCUCACAAAGUCCUAGAUGAAACAGAACCUUUUCCAAGAACACAUUCCGAAAUCCCUCUUUAAAAAAAGUAAAUAAAGCCACUUUCCCCCCAAAAGGAACAAGCCCCAGAGCUAUAGUUCUCUGCCUACGACCUGACCAGGAGAGCACUUUCCACUCCUGAGAGUCACAGGUGGUUCUGGUAGCUCUAUUUUUGACCGCAGUCUUCGUUUCACAUUUGCAAAGCUACAUUGCCCCUUUGAGUGGUCUUCCUAGAACCGAGGUACGGUCUCCUCCAAAGGGCCAUCAAGUCACCACCUCUUGUAUGACGAAAAACUACAGGCAGCUUUGAAAUGGCAGCUUUCCAGCUUCAGGGAGCACCCAACUGCCCUCUAGAUUUGGUUCAUCCAGGAAUCGAGGUUUGGGGUUCCAUGUGCUUUCCUGAACUUUCCAACGGCUUUCCUCCUCUCUUGUCCAAGGAUUGCCCUAUUUCCCCUGGCUCGAGACCCCUGCGGCAGAGUGUCGGUGCACUGGCCGACUCCCUGAGGUCUCCUCCAGAAAAGGAGAGGCUGGGUAGAAAACUGAGGGAUCAGAGAAAAGAUGUUGGAGAGUCUAUGCCACAUGAGAUCCCCUUUAUUGUUCACAGCAGUGUUCUUAACCUGUUUUGGGGCUGUAGAGUCCUUAGAGAAUCUGAUAACAGCCAGGGAUUCUCUCCCUGCGCCCCCCCCCCCCCAUGAUGAAAAGACCAUUCUUCAAAUUUAUCCUACGUCCUACAGAUAGGUAUUUGUUGAACAACUAGAUUCCCACAGGAUUUUGCUUCCACACUUAAUCAAGCUCCCCACCUCACCAGCGUCUCUCUAUUCUUCAAGCUCAGACUAGGUUUCUCCUCCUCAGGGGAGCCUACACUCAUCGUCUUUGGCCUUAGCAGGUAUUGCCAAUGUCAGCUUCUUCCACCUGAAUCCAGGUACAGAGGUCCUCCUUUCCCUUUUGAUCAUUAUUUUUUUUCCCCUGCUGGGAUAGCUGGCAAAAGUUAAUAAAAGGACAGAGAGGACAGGGCACCUGGCGGCUCAGUCAGGAGCGAGCAUGUGGCUCUUGGUCUCAGGGUUGUGAGUUUGAGCCCCACGUGAGAUUACUUAAAUAAAUAAACUUUAGGGGCCCCUGGGUGGCUCAGCGGUUGAGCGCCUGUCUUUGUUUGGCUCAGGUAGUGAUCCUGGGGUCCUGGGAUUGAGUCCCGCAUCGGGCUGCCUGCAGGGAGUCUGCUUCUCC